Molecule: messenger RNA, 5144 nt
Organism: Pistacia vera
Lineage: Eukaryota; Viridiplantae; Streptophyta; Magnoliopsida; Sapindales; Anacardiaceae
Product: protein CHROMATIN REMODELING 20
Exons: 27
Coding region: 317-4780 (1487 amino acids)
Cellular component (GO): nucleus
Molecular function (GO): ATP binding; ATP-dependent chromatin remodeler activity; ATP hydrolysis activity
Source: RefSeq, a predicted model, not a curated record
UUUCUCUUUCCCAAGUUUUGUUCACUGUAAGAAAAAUAUUAAAAAUAAAAAUUUUCCCUCCUCUGACUUCUCAGCCGAGUCGACUCACUCUGCCUCGCUCAAAUCCCUAGUCUCCUCUCUCUGUCUCUCCGGAACAUAAGAAAGGUAGCAUUUUACAUGAUCCAUUCCUUUGGAUCCUGGCCAUUGCUAAUCCAUCCUUCUUCCAUACCCAUCCAAGGGUGAGACAUCAGCCAAUGAGCACCAAAGUAGCUUGGAAAAACUACUCCAGACACUGUUUGGAGGGUUGCUUCUUUUGUUGAUGUGACUUGAUUAAGAGAUGGAGGACAAACAUGAGGAAGUGGAGGAUAUCGAGAGUGCUUCUGGUGACUCUUUCAUUGCUGACUCAGAUGAUGAUGCACCAUCAACUUCCGGACAAGAUGAUGAAUUGCAUAUUGAGGAACAUUUGACUGAGGAAGAAAUAGAAGAGCUAGUUGCUGAGUUUUUGGAAGUUGAGAGUAAGGCUGCAGAGGCUCAGGAAGCACUUGAACCCGAGUCCCUUGCCAAAGUGGAAGGUGAGGUUAGAGAGGAGUUGGCACAAAAUCUCCAUAAGGAUGCUUUGGAGGUGGCCGUUGAAGAUGAAAUGACUGCCUAUAGAGAGCAGUGGGAAGCAGUGCUGGACGAACUCGAAACAGAGAGUGCUCACUUGUUGGAACAACUUGAUGGAGCUGGUAUUGAGUUACCAAGCCUAUAUAAGUGGAUCGAAAAUCAGGCUCCUAAUGGUUGCUGCACUGAAGCUUGGAAAAAAAGAGCACACUGGGUAGGAUCUCAGGUGCCUAGUGAAAUGAACAAGUCGAUAACUGAUGCCGAGGAGUAUCUUCAAACCCAAAGGCCUGUAAGAAGGCGACAUGGUAAACUAUUGGAGGAGGGUGCCAGUGGAUUUUUACAGAAAAAACUUGCUAAUGAUGAUAGCAAGGAGGCUGUAACAGAAACUAGAGACCUCGACUGGAGCUCUGUGAACAAAAUAUUUUCUGGUGAUGUUUCUGAUGAGUGUAAAUUUGGUGGCAAGCAUUGGGCUUCUGUGUACUUGGCCAGUAAUCCACAGCAAGCUGCUGCAAUGGGACUCAAAUUUCCUGGAGUUGAUGAGGUGGAGGAGAUCGAAGACAUUGACGACAAUUCCAAUGAUCCAUUUGUUGCAGAUGCCAUAGCUAAUGAAAGAGAAUUGGUUCUUUCUGAAGAGCAAAGAAAAAAUUUUAGAAAGGUCAAAGAGGAAGAUGAUGCAAAUAUCGAUCGCAAGCUUCAACUACAUUUGAAACGAAGGCGGCAUCGAAAAAGAUCAAAACAGGGAGCUACUCAGAAAGAAGUUUUCUCUGUUGAUGGUGUGGUUGAAAGUAAUUCAGAUGAGGCCCGGCCUUUUGUUGAUUCUUCUAAUUGUCUUCCAAGCAAUAAAUCUCAAGAAGAUGAGGAAGGCAUGCCUGACAAAAACAAUGAGGUUAAAAGUUCCGGAACUUCAGAUAAUUUUGACAAGGCAAGGCCAAUUAGUAAUGGCACUUCUUCAAUGUCGGAUUCUGCUUUGCCUGAUUCCACUGAAUUAAGAGGGUCCAAGCGUUCCAAUGAGAGUGAGGAGCCAAAUGAUGAUAUAAAACGGAUUCGGCCUAUUAUCAUAGAUUGUGAUGAAGAAGCUAAUGUGAUGAAUGAUAAAUCUGUUUGCAUCAAAUUGGAAGAUCAAUCUGUCUUGCAUGAAAAUGCUAACGUUUCUGUCACUGCUGACUCUCUUCCUUCCCAGAUUUCGUAUGAAAAAUUCUUUUGUACUGCCUGUCAAAAGGUGGCCUCCGAAGUUCACUCGCAUCCGCUUAUGAAAGUAAUCAUUUGCAAGGAUUGUAAAAGCCUAUUGGAACAGAAGAUGCAUUUGAAGCAGGAUGCUGACUGCUCUGAGUGUUUCUGUGGAUGGUGUGGACGAAGCAAUGAUUUAAUAAAUUGUAAGUCGUGCAAGGUAUUGUUCUGUACCACUUGUGUGCAGAGGAAUAUUAGUGAAGCAUGCUUGUCUGAGAUUCAGGCCUCUUCCUGGCAAUGUUGUUGCUGCUCUCCAAGUCUCCUGCAAAGAUUGACCUUAGAAUUUGAGAAAGCCAUUGGUUCUGGAGACCUUACGGUUUCUAGCUCUGAAAGUGACUCAGAGAGUUCAGAUGCCGACAAUAAUCUCACAGUAGGCCGUAAGAGAAAGCAAAAGAAGAAAAUUCGGAGGAUUCUAGAUGAUGCUGAAUUAGGAGAAGAAACCAAAAGAAAAAUUGCAAUUGAAAAGGAGCGCCAAGAGCGUCUAAAAUCUUUGCAAGUGCAGUUUUCUGCCACAUCUAAUAUGACAACCGCGGCAAGUUUUGAACGGGACUUGCCUGCUGCUGCUAGUACUGAAGUGCUUGGUGAUGCUAUUACUGGGUAUAUAGUGAAUGUUGUGCGGGAGAAAGGUGAAGAAGCUGUGAGAAUUCCACCAAGCAUAUCAGCUAAACUGAAAGCUCAUCAGGUAGUAGGGAUAAGAUUUAUUUGGGAAAAUAUUGUACAGUCAAUCAGAAAGGUGAAGUCUGGAGAUAAAGGGCUUGGUUGCAUUCUGGCUCAUACAAUGGGCCUUGGGAAAACAUUCCAGGUCAUAGCCUUCUUGUACACGGCAAUCAGAAGUAUUGACUUGGGAUUAAGAACUGCACUUAUUGUCACCCCUGUAAAUGUACUUCAUAAUUGGAGGCAGGAAUUCAUGAAGUGGAGGCCUACAGAGGUGAAACCUCUCCGUGUCUUCAUGUUGGAAGAUGUAUCAAGGGAGAGAAGAGCAGAAUUACUUGCAAAGUGGAGGGCCAAGGGUGGUGUAUUUAUAAUUGGCUAUGCUGCUUUCCGGAACUUGUCCUUUGGAAAGCAUGUGAAGGAUAGGCAGAUGGCUAGAGAAAUUUGUCAUGCCUUGCAGGAUGGACCUGAUAUACUUGUUUGUGAUGAGGCCCAUAUGAUUAAGAACACCAGGGCUGACACAACUCAAGCCUUGAAACAAGUGAAAUGCCAAAGAAGGAUUGCCUUGACUGGAUCACCUCUUCAAAACAAUCUCAUGGAAUAUUAUUGCAUGGUUGAUUUUGUAAGGGAAGGUUUCCUUGGUAGCAGUCAUGAGUUUAGGAACCGCUUUCAGAAUCCUAUCGAAAAUGGUCAGCAUACUAAUUCAACAUCUGAAGAUGUUAAAAUUAUGAAUCAGAGGUCUCAUAUCCUCUAUGAACAAUUAAAAGGAUUUGUCCAGAGAAUGGACAUGAAUGUGGUGAAGAAGGACUUGCCACCAAAAACUGUCUUUGUAAUAACAGUGAAGCUCUCUCCACUACAGAGGAAACUAUACAAGAGAUUUCUUGAUUUGCAUGGGUUUGCAAAUGACAAAGUCUCUAAUGAAAAGAUAAGGAAGAGCUUUUUUGCUGGGUAUCAGGCCUUAGCUCAGAUAUGGAACCAUCCUGGCAUCUUACAAUUGAAAAAAGAAGAUAGGGGCUAUCCGAGCCGGGAGGAUGCUGAGGACAGUUCCAGCGAUGAAAACCUAGAUUAUAAUGUGGUGAUAGGAGAGAAGCCAAGGAAUACAAAUGAUGUUCUGCAGGGAAAGAACGACGAUGGCUUUUUUCAGCAGGAUUGGUGGAAAGAUCUUCUGCGUGAACAUACUUAUAAAGAGCUCGACUACAGUGGCAAAAUGGUUUUGCUGCUUGAUAUUCUAACCUCGUGUUCUGACAUAGGUGAUAAAGUAUUGGUUUUUAGCCAGAGUAUACCAACAUUAGACCUCAUAGAGCUGUAUCUUUCAAAGUUAACUCGAUCAGGCAAGCAAGGGAAGUUUUGGAAAAAGGGAAAGGAUUGGUAUAGGCUAGAUGGGAGAACAGAGAGUUCUGAAAGGCAAAAGUUGGUAGAGAGAUUUAAUGAGCCCUUCAAUAAAAGGGUGAAGUGUACAUUAAUUUCAACUAGAGCUGGAUCUCUGGGGAUAAAUCUUCAUGCUGCCAACCGGGUAAUUAUUGUUGAUGGUUCCUGGAAUCCGACAUAUGAUCUUCAGGCCAUAUUUCGUGCUUGGAGGUACGGGCAAAAAAAGCCAGUUUUUGCUUACCGAUUGAUGGCACAUGGAACCAUGGAGGAGAAGAUAUACAAACGUCAGGUCACGAAGGAGGGGCUUGCCGCAAGGGUGGUUGACAGACAACAAGUACAUAGGACUAUCUCUAAAGAAGAAAUGUUACAUCUCUUUGAAUUUGGUGAUGAUGAAAACCCUGAUCCUCUACCUGAAGUCUGUCAAGAAAAUGGACAAGAAAACAGUCAAACUACAACUUGCAAAAUAGGAAAUUCUCUGAAGCAUAAGUUGCCUCUUUCUCAUGGAAGCUGCCUUUCUGACAAGUUGAUGGAAAGUUUACUUGGCAAGCAUCAUCCAAGGUGGAUUGCCAAUUACCAUGAACAUGAGACCCUUUUGCAAGAGAAUGAAGAGGAAAGGCUUUCAAAGGAGGAACAAGACUUGGCCUGGGAAGUGUACAGGAGAUCAUUAGAAUGGGAGGAAGUACAACGUGUACCACUUGAUGAAUCAGGACCAGAGCGAAAACCUGCUGUCACGUCAAAUGUGGUUCCUCCUGCACCAGGGACCAGUGACACCACAAUGCAACCCAGAGGCAUUCUGAGGAGUCGUGUGGUGCUACGGAAAUGCACUAAUCUUUCUCAUUUGCUUACUCUUAGAAGUCAGGGCACAAAAGUUGGUUGCAGCACAGUAUGUGGAGAAUGUGCUCAGGAAAUACGGUGGGAGGAUCUAAAUAGGGAUGGCAAACCAGCUAGGUGAAAAAAAAAAAAAACAGGAGGCUUCCGCCAAUUUGUUCAUAUUUUUGUUUUUAGCUGAUGUAAUUAGUUAUUGAUUGUACAUUAAAGUUGCUGUAAGUUCAAUAUCCUUUUGAACAGAAUACAUUCUUUUUGGUAGGUCUGAUCUCGUUGAUACAUAAGCAUAGUGAAUCAUCAUGUGUCAAGUCUUUUUCAAUGAGAGGCAAGGAGAGAGGGAUUUUCUCUUUUGUCAUGGAGGGUUGAGGGAUUUUGAGGGAUUUUUUCUUUUGUCAUUAAGGGUUGAGGGAUUUUAAAAUGGCAGAAUUAGGCCUGUGUAAAUUUGAAUCAUUCUAAGUUAAUCAAGGAAAACGCAUUUUUAUUUGUUGUAA